AUGAAAAUGUCAUUUAGUCGAUGUCCAACUAUAAAUUAUUGUGCCUCGAAACUCUAUGAAGGUUAGUUUUUGGCUUUUUUGCACAGAAAAAUUAAAAAAGAAGGGAAAAGUACUUUGCCAAUUAGAAAAUAAGAAAAAUAAAAGAGAAAUUGCUCUUUUUUGGCGGCUUGUUUUUGAAUAAAAAAUGUGGAAAAUAUCGAAAAACCCUGAAUUCACCCAAAAUCUCCGAUAAAAUCAAGUUUUUGGAAUUUUCACAAAGUAAACACGUAUUUUGUUGCUGAACAAAAAACAUCGGUUCGCGCUGUUUAAAGGGACAUGCUUUAAUUUUCCACCAAAAUCUCAAGAACGGCUCCAUCAAAUGAAAAUCUGAGUACACUAUCUUUAUCGCCGUGAAAAACUGCAUGGAAAUAGGCUUUGGUUCGUGGCGAGACCAAUUUCGAAAAAUAGCGCGCAAAAUGGAGAGACGCGAGACAUUUUUGUGCAUUUUCGCGUCACCGUGUUUGCACAACACAAUACAGUAUACCAACCGCGAACGUGUAAAAAACGUCGAAAAUCAAAAUAUACGAAUAAUUAUUUCUUGAUUAGAGACAACGUGAAAUUGAGAGAGCGCAGACAGCAGACAAAUUAGUGUAUGUCUGCACUCUCUCAAUUUCACGUUGUCUCUAAUCAAAAAUAAUAUUCUCUGUAUAUUAAUAAAUUUCAAAUUUUAAUUCGAAAACUUCCAUUUUCUCCUCUGCUGAUAAAAUAUUCAAUUUUACUGCCAACUAAAAAUAUGAAGAACAAAUUGAAAAGUGCAUCUCCCCCAAGCCAGUGUGAAAUUCAAAUUUCAUCGUAAUUUGAGACCGUGUUGCCAUUCCCACAAUUGGAUAGAUCAAUAUCCUUCAUUUCUCCUUCUUUUUUUUCUUCCGUGCCCAUUUCUGUUGUUGUUUCUCUAAUCCUCUUCUCUAUUUUAGGAGUUGGCACAUGUCCAGCAGUGUGUUUUCCUCCUCCUCAUCUCGCCUCUUUUUUUUAUAGCAGCAACCACAUGAAAAAGCACUCUUUUCUCCUUUUUUCCGCGCAUACACACUACUUUUUGCUCUUUUUUGUGCUCUUCGACGUUUUUUCUUGGGGUUUUUUUUGUUUUUGUACAAUUUUCAGGGGAUUUUUAGAGCUGAAAAUCUGCUUGCGACCUCAAAACGUGUUGCAAAUCUGCUCCAAUCGCAAAUCAGCGCGAAUUGAGAGAGUGCAGACAGAAAAAUUAGUUUUUUGAAUUUUUCGUGCGAAAAAUCAAUUUGUCUGUCUGCACUCUCUCAAUUUCACAUUGUCUCUAAACACUCAAAAAUAAUAAACUGUAUAUUAUCGAAAAUCUCACGCGCUCCACCGAAAUAAACACGCAACGCAGACCGCGCCGCGCCACAACACACAAAUUUAUGAAAAAUGACAUUUUUGAGCUGAAAAUCAUGGAAAAUGAGAUUUUUGAGCUGAAAAUUUCGAAAAAUGAGCGGAAAAUUAUGAAAAAUGACAUUUUUGAGCUGAAAAUCAUGAAAGAAUUUGAGUUGUUCACUUAUUUGUGUGUUUUGGCGCGGCGCGGUCUGCGUUGCGUGUUGAGAUUUUCGAUAAUAUACAGUUUAUUAUUUUUGAGUAGAGACAACGUGACAUUGAGAGAGUGCAGACAGACAAAUUAGUUUUUCGCACAAAAAAUACAAAAAAAAACUAAUUUUUCUGUCUGCACUCUCUCAAUUUCACAUUGUCUCUGAACACACAAAAAUAAAUCUAUCCGGAUAUAGAAUUUUCGCAUGUUAUUUACAUAUAAAUAUGCUAAUUUCAAGAUUUUCCCUUUCCUUUUCCCUUUUUUUUGCAUCUGAAAAAUCAAUUUUUCAUCUAUUUUCUUUCUAAUUGUAUCUAGACCAAAAAUGAAAGUGAUUUUGACACACCCAAAAAAAAUUUGCGCGAUAUUUUUCAAAGAAAUGAUAUCAUUUUGGUUUUUCAAAAGGAAAAAACACAGAAAUUUGUGCGUUAGAGCGCAUUUUCUCCCGUCAAACGACACUCCGCGCGGUCACCUUGCGCGACUCACAACAAUUUCAAAUAUUAGUCAAGUGUGCUAUUUGUUUUGUCGUGCAAAUAUCGUUGAUUGAUUAUUUUUUUGUCUCUUGCACAGUCUUUUGCCCCUCAAAAAAUCCCCAUAUUUUCCAGCCAACCUGGAUCAUCGUUGGUACGACGGAGUUCCGGCGGCGGAAUCCGGAAGAUCCGCCGCGGAUGCCGGUUAUCAGCGAUAUUCCGAUCUGGAACAUGUGCCGGGACCAUCGAAUUAUCCAGACGCCCAGCAACAGCAGCAGUAUAUCUCAAGAUCUGCGCGAAAUCCAUAUGCGGCUGUGCCGGGCACGACAACUUCGAUUUCGGCAAUGUCGCGGCGGCCCGUUUUACAGAGGUUGGGAGUUUUUUGGCUGGGGGCUAGGCGCGGCUCCUAGAAAGUUAGGAUAUCUAGGCGCUGAUCCUUGACAGUUGAUGUUUGUAGACUCGGCUACUUGAGAUAGGAGCUCUCAAGGCGCGACUACUUGACAUUUGGAUUCUCAAGGCGCGACUACUAGACAACUGGGAUUUCUUGGCUCGGCUACUUGAGAUAGGAGCUCUAGGCGUGGCUGCUUUGGAGUCAGGGUCUCAAGGCGCGGCUCCUUGAAAAUUGAACUCUCUAGGCGCGACUACUAGCCAACUAGGUUUUCUAGGCGCGGCUACUUGAGGUUCAGGACCUCUAGGCGCGGCUGCUUUGGAGUUAGUGUCUCUAGAGGCCGAUCCUUGAAAAUUAGUGUCCUUAGGCGCGGCUCCUUGACAUUUGGAUCCUCAAGGAGCUGCUACUUGACAACUAGCAUUUAUAGGCUCGGCUGCUUGAGAUAGGAGCUCUCAAGGCGCGGCUACUUGAGAUAGGAGCUCUCAAGGCACGGCUGCUUUGGAGUUAGUGUCCUUAGGCUCGGCUCCUUGUGAAUUAGGGUCUCAAGGCGCUGAUCCUUUACAGUUGAUGUUUCUAGACUCGGCUGCUUUGGAGUUAGGCUCUCUAGGCGCGGCUGCUUGACAACUAGCAUUUAUAGGCUCGGCUGCUUCAGAAUUAGUGUCUCUAGGCUCGGCUUCUUGGGAAUUAGGGUCUCAAAGCGCUGCUACUAGACAACUAGGAUUUCUAGGCGUGGCUGCUUCAGAAUUAGGCUCUCUAGGCGCAGCUCCUUGAGAUCUAUACACAAAUUCUAUUUUCACAAACCUUAAUCCCAAAAAUCCUGAGAAAAUCUUUUUUUUCCCCUCCUCUCACAAGCACAAAACAACAAAAUUAAUCCAGCUAAUAAAAGAUUCAGCCACAACAAAAACAACUUACUCUAACUUCCUACUAACAUUUGCAGACAACACCGAUCAAUGGACGGACUUGGAGUAAUCGAUAAUUAUAACAAGGAGACUUAUGAUUUAGCCAGUCAUCAUAAUAAUCAAUAUGAUUAUCAUCCAAACGCGAUUCAUAAACCAUCAUAUAUCCCACUGGAAAUCUCGACUUCUUCAAAUUAUCCACCACAACAAUUUGCACAUCGAUCAUUAGCAGCACUUUCAAAUCCGAUUCCAACACAAAAUGCGUUUUGGCAGCAGCAGCAGCAGCAGCAAAAUAGGUACAGAUUUUUUGUGCCGCCCGGAGACAUAAUUCGAUUUGCCUAUUUAGAAACAUUUUUUGUUUGCUCCGCUUCCCUUUUUUCCCCAGAAAAAAAUACGUUUCAAAAAUAUUUGCUUCCUUCCUCCCUGGAGAGAAAUUGUCUUGCAGCAUGGCCACCGAUCAUCUCUACGAUGUUCUUCCAAAUCAAAGUUCGGCCAGAUUGUCGACGAUGAAUGGGGGAAUCAAUAUUAAUACGGAAUAUGAGCAAUUGAAGGUUGGUUUUGGGCCCGGAAAUUGGGCUUUUUUAGGCCGCAAGAUGCUAUAUUUUGGAAAAAAAUACAUUUUUUGCCGAAAAAUUGGAACUCUUUGUUUUGGAGGUCCGAUUUUCGAUGUAAAAUGUUCUAGAAAAAAAUUUGGAAAUUUUAAUCUAACAUAAAUUUUCAAAUUUUUGAUAAUUUUCAAUUUUCCUUGAAAAAAUAGCUUUAAAAAUGUUUUCUGAAAAAAAUUGAAAAUGGAUUUUUUUUUUUUUUUUUGAAAAAAAAUUGAAAAUGAUUUUUUUUGAAAAAAAUUCAUUUUCAAAUUUUUUUUCAAAAAAAAAAAUUCAUUAUUAAUUUUUUCUGAAAAAAUUCAUUUUCAAAUUUUUUCUGAAAAAAUCAUUUUCAAUUUUUUCUGAAAAAAAUUCAUUUUCAAUUUUUUCUGAAAAAAAUUAAUUUUUAAUUUUUCUGAAAAAAUUCAUUUUCAAUUUUUUCCAAAAAAAAAUUCAUUUUUCAAAUUUUUUUUCAAAAAAAAUGCAUUUUCAAUUUUUUUUCUGAAAAAAAAUUCAUAUUUAAAUUUUUUCUGAAAAAAAAUUCGUUUUUAAUUUUUUUCUGAAAAAAAUUCAUUUUCAAUUUUUUCUGAAAAAAAUUAAUUUUUAAUUUUUUCUGAAAAAAAUUCAUUUUCAAUUUUUUCCAAAAAAAAAUUCAUUUUCAAAUUUUUUCUGAAAAAAAAUCAUUUUCAAUUUUUUCUGAAAAAAUUCAUUUUCAAUUUUUUUCUGAAAAAAAUUAAUUUUUAAUUUUUUCUGAAAAAAUUCAUUUUCAAAUUUUUUCUGAAAAAAUUCAUUUUCAAUUUUUUUUUUCAAAAAGUUUGUUUUUAUGAAAAAAAAAUUCAUUUUCAAAUUUUUUUCAAAAAAAAAAUUCAUUUUCAAUUUUUUAAUGAAAAAAAUAAUUUUCAAUUUUUUUCAAAAAAAAAUCAUUUUCAAAUUUUUUCUGAAAAAUUCAUUUUCAAUUUUUCCAAAAAAAAAUUAUUUUCAAUUUUUUUUUCAAAAAAAAUUCAUUUUUAAUUUUUUUCAAAAAAAAAAUUCAUUUUCAAUUUUUUUCUGAAAAAAAUUCAUUUUUCAAAUUUUUUCUGAAAAAAAUUCAUUUUCAAUUUUUUCCGAAAAAAAAUUCAUUUUCAAAAUUUUUCUGGAAAAAAAAUUCAUUUUUAAUUUUUUUUUCAAAAAAAAUUCAUUUUCAAAUUUUUUCUGAAAAAAAAAUUCACUUUUAAUUUUUUUCUGAUUGUGAAAAAAAUAAUUUUCAAUUUUUUUCAAAAAAAAAUCAUUUUCAAAUUUUUUCUGAAAAAAAUUCAUUUUCAAUUUUUUUCCAAAAAAAAAAUUAUUUUCAAUUUUUUUCAAAAAAAAAUUCAUUUUUAAUUUUUUUCAAAAAAAAAUUCAUUUUCAAUUUUUUUCUGAAAAAAAUUCAUUUUCAAAUUUUUUCUGAAAAAAAUUCAUUUUCAAUUUUUUCCGAAAAAAUUCAUUUUUCAAAAUUUUGCUGGAAAAAAAUUCAUUUUUAAUUUUUUUUCAAAAAAAAAUUCAUUUUCAAAUUUUUUCUGAAAAAAAAAUUCACUUUUAAUUUUUUCUGAUUGUGAAAAAAAUAAUUUUCAAUUUUUUUCAAAAAAAAAAUCAUUUUCAAAUUUUUUUCAAAAAAUUCAUUUUUAAUUUUUUUCUGAAAAAAAAUUCAUUUUCAAAUUUUUUUCAAAAAAAAUUCGUUUUCAAUUUUUUCUGAAAAAAAAUCAUUUUUAAUUUUUUCUAAAAAAAACUUUUUUAAUUUUUUCUGAAAAAAUUCAUUUUCAAUUUUUUUCUGAAAAAAUUCAUUUUUAAUUUUUUCAAAAAAAAAUUCAUUUUCAAUUUUUUCUGAAAAAAAAUCAUUUUUAAUUUUUUUCUGAAAAAAAUUAAUUUUCAAAUUUUUUCUAAUGGGGCUAUUCAUGUUAUUUUUCAACGCUGAGAAAACGGGAGAAAAGCGGAGAAAACCUAUUCAGGUAGGCUGAGAAAAUACGAAAAAAGCGGAGAAAAUGUAUUUCCUCCGCAUUUCUCCUGUUUUCUCAACAUGCUGAGAAAAUACAUGAAUAGCCCCAUAAAAAAAAAAAUUCAUUUUCAAAUUUUUCUGAAAAAAAUUUAUUUUCAAUUUUUUUCAAAAAAAAAAAUUCAUUUUCAAAUUUUUUUAUAUUUUAACAUUAAAUAUGAGAAAACUAAAAAUUCUGUUUCUCAAAAAACGCGAAAAUUUUGAAUAUUUGCAAAAUUUGCCCCCAAAAAUCAUAUAAAAAUCAAUAUUUUUCAGCUGGAUUACACUGCAGCCAUCGAAAAAUUGAAUCAAACAAUGAAUAGCAUCAAAACAUUCUGGAGUCCUGAAUUAAAACGAGAAAGACAAAUGAGAAGAGAAGAAGCGACGAGAAUUAAUCAACUUGAACGAAUCGUUUCUCAUUCUGGUGCAUCUGCUCCAAAUUCUGAUAUUGAAGGUAAUUUUUUAUGGGUCAAGAAUUAUCCUAAUAUGAGCAAUGGAAACAUUUUUCGGUCCAAAUUCAGACCUAACAAAUAAUUUAGCCUAAUAUGAGCAAUUUUUCCUUCAGCUCUUCAAUUACGAAUGGAUCUGAAAGAACGAGAAGAGCGAAUUCGACAAUUAUCAGCGGCUCUCGAAAAUUCCGGAACUGGAAUUGGAAUCGGAAUUGGAAUGGAUCCGAGAGUUCGAGAAUUGGAGGAUACAAUUAUGCGAUUGCAGGAUUUGUUGGCGACGAAAGAGACGCAGGCGAUGAUGAAUAAUACGGUAGGGACUAGGGGAGAGCUUCUGAAGUGGCCGAGUCGAGAAAUCCUAGUUGUCAAGGAGGCGCGCCUAGAGAGCCUAGAUUUCGAGCAGCCGCUCCUGGAUACCCUAAUUUUGAAGCAGCCACGUCUAGAGAGCCUAGAUUUCAAGCAGCCGCGCAUACAGAACCUAGAUUUCAAGAAGCCGGGCCUAGAGAGGCUAGAUUUCAAGCAGCCACGCCUAGAGAGAAUAGUUUUCAAGCAGCGGCGCCUAGAGAGCCUAGAUCUCAAGAAGCCGCGCCUAGAGACCCUACAUUUGAAGCAGCCACGCCUAGAGAGCCUGGAUUUCAAGUAGCCGCUCCUUCAGAACCUAGUUUUGAAGCAGCCACGCCUACAGAGCCUAGGUUUCAAGCAGCCGCGCCUAGAGAGAAUAGUUCUCAAGUAGCCACGCCUAGAGAGGCUAAAUCUCAAGCAGCCACACCUAGAGAGCCUAGAUUUCAAGAAGCCGCGCCUAGAGAAAAUAGUUCUCAAGUAGCCACGCCUUGAGAGAAUAGUUCUCAAGUAGCCGCGCCUAGAGAGCCUACUGAUUUUUUUUUCAAAUCGGAACUUCCAAAUCAAAAUUCAAACUUCUCUCAUUUUCCAUUAAAAAUUCAGAAUUUCAGCUUUUGGAUUUGAAAAAUUCAAAAAAAUGGAUGAAAUAAUUUGUAUAAAAAUUUUUAGAAAUUUUUGAGGAAACCUUUUCUUAACCUCAUUUUUCAAUGUAAAAAAUUCAGAUUUCAUCUGAAUUUUUUCUAAUUUUCUGAAAAUUCCAGCAAAUUUCCCAUUUUUUCUCGAAUUCUCCAUUGAAAAUGCAAAAACAAACAUAAUUUUUUAUUAUUUUUCUGGCAAAAUUAUUGUUUUUCUCGAAAAAAAAUUUUUUCUGCCACAAAAAAAUUCAAAUCUGAAUGGAAUUUUUACAGGAUCAUCAAGGUCGCUAUGCUCUAGAAGGUGCACUUCGAAGAAUCGACGAAAAACAGGCGAGAAUCGUUGAAUUGGAAGAGGAAUUAAUGCGACAACGAAUGAUGAGAACAAAUCAGCCACGAGAUUUUACCGACAAAAAUCUAUCUGGACACGAAAUGACUACAAUGAGAAUGAAAAUGGAGAGAAGUGAAGUGGAAUUAGCUGAAAGGAAAAGUGAAUUGAUGAAUUGUCAAAAUCGUAUGCAAACUGCUGAAGAAACAUCGAAUGAAAUGAGAUCGCAUGUUCAAUUAUUGAAAGAUCAAUUAACAAAUCGAGAACAACAUAAUACAUUAUUACAAGGUGAUGUGGAUGCAUUAAGACAGAAAUUGGAUAGCAAGAAUAAACAAUUAGAACAACAGAAUGAGAGGAUUCAACAAUUGGAAAGGGAUAUUAAUGGAACGAAGGCUGAUGUAUCGGAUAAGACUGAACUUAUAAGGCAGACUGAAUUGAAGACGACUCAAUUAAUUGGGAGAAUUGAUGGAUUGGAGACGAGUUUGAGGGAGAAGGAUCAGGAAUUGGAUAGGGCUAAGGUGAGGGUUUUGGGAAACUUAUUUAUUUUUUUGCUCAGAAAAUUUCUUAAUAUGAGCAACGCUGGAAUUUUCAAGGGAUACAUUUGGAAAGCUUAUUCAAGAAGAAAAACAUUUCAAAAAACUCCAUUUUUUACAUUGCUCAUAUUAAAGAACAUUCAUUUUCCAGAUUUUUUUCUGAUAUUUUUAAUAUGAGCAAUGUUAUUUUUUCUUGUAAAAUUUUUCAAAAAUUAAAAAAUACAAAUUUUCGCGCCGAAAUUAAUUGCCGCGUGAAUUUUUUAUUUAAAAAAAGCAGCAUUGCUCAUAUUGAAGAAAAUUCAUAGGAAAUUUGAAUUUGGAAAAUUUUUUGAAAGUUUGAUUUUUUUUUUGAAAGUUGCUUAAAAUCCACGUGGCUUUAGAAAUUCAAAUUUUACCGGCCAAAAAUCCACUGGAAAAUGAAUUUUUUUUAAUAUGAGCAAUGCUGCUUUUUCUUGUAAAAUUUAAAAAAGGCAAAUUUUCGCGCCAAAAUUAAUUGCCAUGUGAAUUUUUUAUUUAAAAAAAGCAGCAUUGCUCAUAUUAAAGAAAAUUAAUUUUCCACAUUUUUUCGGAUAUUUUUGAUAAGGAUUCUAAAAUUUUGAAUUCUACAUGCCACGUGGAUUUUUGGCGCGAAAAUUUGAAUUUUUUUGAAAUUUGAAUUUUUACUAGAAAAAUCAGCAUUGCUCAUAUUAAAGAAAAUUCAUUUUCCAGAUUUUUUCGGAUAUUUUUGAUAUGAGCAAGGAUUCUGAGAAUUUGAAUUUUGCAUGCCACGUGGAUUUUUGGCGCCAAAAUUUGACAUUUUCAGUUUUUGAAUUUUUACAAGAAAUAACCGUAUUGCUCAUAUUAAAAGAAAAUUCAUUUUCCAGAUUUUUUCGGAUAUUUUUAAUAUGAGCAAGGCUUCUGAAAUUUUGAAUUCUGCAUGCCACGUGAAUUUUUGGCGCCAAAAUUUGACAUUUUCAGUUUUUGAAUUUUUACAAGAAAUAACCGUAUUGCUCAUAUUAAAGAAAAUUCAUUUUCCAGAUUUUUUCGGAUAUUUUUGAUAUGAGCAACGUUUGAGUGGAUUCUGACGCCAAAGUUUGAAUUUUUACAAGAAAUAACCGUAUUGCUCAUAUUAAAGAAAAUUCAUUUUCUUAAUAUGAGCGAGGCUUCUGAAAUUUUGAAUUCUGCAUGCCACGUGGGUUUUUGGCGCGAAAAUUUGAAUGCCAAAAAUGAAAAUUUUUGGAAAUUAUCCGAAAAAAGAGAAAAAUCAUAGAAAUCUACAGAAUUUCGCCAGAAAAAACCCCAAUUUUUUUUUAAAAAACUCCAAUUUUUGCAGAUCCGCCUCCUCAGUCAUCCCGACGUUGUAAAAAGAAAAAGAAAUGCUGGAAAAAAUCGAACAAUCCGAUCGAGAAAGACAACGACUCCAAGAACACAUUGAUCAAAUUCGCCGAAAUUCCGAAAAAGAACACAUCGAGCAACAAAAAACGUAUCAAAAAGAGUUACAAGAUUUACGAUCAAAUAUUGAGAAUUUGCAAAAAGAAUUGGGAGAUCGUGAUAUUUUGCUAGAAUCUCAAAAUGAGAAGAUCGGAGAUAUGAAUCGAGAUUUGAGCCAGGCGAAAAAACGACUACAGGAUGCGCAGGUUGAUAAAGGAACUGAUGAAUUGAGAAAAGAUGUUGAGGCUGCGAGAAAUGAAGUGGAGAAAUUGCUCAAAAUGGUGCAUCAAUUGGAAAAGGAGAAUUUAAAUUUGACUGGGCAAUUAAAACAAUUAUCAGCCAAUGAAAAUGGGGCAAAAUCAAUCAAUAAUACAUUGAUCCGGAAGGAAAGUCAACAACAACAAUCAAAUUAUCAGAAAAGAGUUGAAGAAUUGGAAGAGGCACUAAGAGAAUCGGUUUCGAUUACAGCUGAAAGAGAGAUUCAUCUAUCGCAACAGAAACAUCAUUUACAACAGGUUUCGGUGCAACUUCAAGAGGCGAGAAAAGAGAUUUCGGAGAUGAGGAAAACGAAGCAGAUUGGAAGUGAAGGGGGAGUUGAAAGGGAUCAGAUGAUUCGAGCGAUUGAGACGGAGAGAAGGCAGCAUUUGGAGCAAUUGUUUCAGUUGAAGUGAGCGGUGGGGGGGGGAUAUUUUUAGAAAUUUCGGAAAAUCUCGAAAAAUUUGAAGGGUUUUGUUAUCAAAAUUUUGAUUUUUUUUCCGAAAAUUUUGAUUUUUUGUCGAAAAUUUAAAAAUUUCAGCUGAAUUUCUGUUGAAAAAUUCAGAAGAUUCAGAAAAUUUUUUGUUUUUGUCGGAAUUCUAGAACAUUUUCUUCUUGAAAAUAUUGUUUUUUGGUUUGAUGACUGAAAUUUUCAGAAAUUUCGAAAAAUCUCUAGAAUUUUGAAGGUUUUUUUUUCAAAAAUAUUGAUUUUUUUGUCGAAAAUUUCAAAAUUUUCAAAUUUUGUUUCAGUUGAAAUCUGAAAUUUUCAGAAAAUCCCCAAAAUUAUUUUUUCAAAGUGAUAAUAUUCAAAAUUUCCUGCUCAGAAAUUCAAAAUUUUGAUUUUUUGACGAAAAUUUAAAAAUUUUACAAAAAACUAAUUUUUUAUUCCGAAAUUCAGAAGAUUCACAAAAAAAAUAAAAAUUUUUUGGACAAAUUUCAAAUUUUGUUUCAGUUGAAAACUGAAAUUUUCAGAAAUUUCGGAAAAUUCUUGAACAAAAAAUUUACAAUUUUUCGAGUUUCAGCCCAAAUUCAGAAGAUUCACAAAAAAAAAUAAAAAAAUUUUGAAAUUUUCAGAAUUUUCAGAAAAUCCCCAAAAUUAUUUUUUCAAAAUAAUAAUUUAAAAUUUCCUGGUUUUUUCGAAGGUUUUUUUUUCAAAAAUUUAUAGAUUAAUAUGAGCAAUGCAUGUAAUUUCUGUAUUAAUUGCUCAUAUUAGACUUUUUCUGGAAUUUUGCAAAAUAUUGUGAAUUUCAGAAUUUUCCAAAACUUUGAAAAAACCUGAAAAUUCAAAAAAAUUCAGAAAUUUUUGAAUUUCAGCAAUAAUUUUAAGUUUAUUUUUCAAAAAUUUUGAUUUUUUGUCGAAAAUUUCAAAAUUUCAGCUGAAUUUCUGUUGAAAAAUUCAGAAGAUUCAGAGAAUUUUUUAAAUUUUCUUCAAAAUUUGGUGAUUUGAAAAUAUUGUUUUUUGGUUUGAUGACUGAAAUUUUCAGAAUUUUCAAAAAAUCCCAAAAAUUAUCCCGAAAAAAUCUAAUUUUUUUUCUGGAAUUUCUGAAUUUCAAAAAGUUCAGUUAUUUUAAAAUUUGUGCUGAAAUUGAGAAAUUGUAGAGUUUUUUCUGAAAUUUUCAGAAUUUUUAUGAAAAUCCCGAAAAAAUAAAAUUUUCUGAAUCUUUUGAAUUUUCUAACAGAAAUUGAGCUGAAGUUUUGAAAUUUUCGACAAAAAAUCAGAAUUUUCAGAAAAAAAAAUUAAAAUUAUUGCUGAAAUUCAAAAAUUUACAAAUUUUUUUUUAGAAUUUUAAGGGUUUUCCUAAAAAUCCCGAAAUUUUGAAGAAAAUUUUCUGAAUUUUUCGAAUUUUUUAACAGAAAUUGAGCUGAAGUUUUGAAAUUUUCGACAAAAAAUCAAAAUUUUCAGAAAAAAAAUUAAAAUUAUUGCUGAAAUUCAAAAAUUUCCGAAUUUUUUUUCGAAUUUUCAUGUUUUUUUGGAAAAAAAAAUACAGAAAUCAAUGCAUUGCUUAUAUUAAUCUCUAUUUUUUGCAGACAAGAAGCCCUAUUGGCCGCAAUUUCCGAAAAAGACACACAUUUGGCACUGUUGGAAAAGGCUCGCGGACCGCGUGAUGAAAUCGAAACAUUGCGAAGGCACAAAGAUGCGUUGAUUCGAAAAUUGAAGCAAGAAAAUGAGCGGUAAUCUUAGAUUUUUAAAAAAAAUAUUUCCCUCCCAAAAAUCAAUAAAAUUCCUCCAGACGUGCUCUUGUCUCCCAUCCCGACCCCGCAAUUUCAAUGAACGCAAUGGCGAGUGUUCUCCCCGGUGCUCCACUUCCAGCUCCAUUGAUUCCUCCAGUUCCAACAUCUCAACAACAUCAAGAACACGAUGAUACUGAUGGAAUUUGGGCUUAG
Caenorhabditis angaria is the source of this 12220-nucleotide messenger RNA. The record is from the annotation of a GenBank genome assembly. Lineage: Eukaryota; Metazoa; Nematoda; Chromadorea; Rhabditida; Rhabditidae.